Wyeomyia smithii (pitcher-plant mosquito) is the source of this 1710-nucleotide messenger RNA. Its product is annotated as zinc finger protein 26-like. The transcript is spliced from 3 exons. Gene Ontology annotation, molecular function: zinc ion binding; RNA polymerase II transcription regulatory region sequence-specific DNA binding; DNA-binding transcription factor activity, RNA polymerase II-specific. Gene Ontology annotation, cellular component: nucleus. NCBI's taxonomy places the organism in Eukaryota, Metazoa, Arthropoda, Insecta, Diptera, Culicidae. The record is from RefSeq and is a predicted model, not a curated record. Bases 188 to 1393 code for a protein of 401 amino acids. Gene Ontology annotation, biological process: regulation of transcription by RNA polymerase II.
ACAGUUUGUGACGUUUUUUAAAUUUCGCCCUCCGCUACAGCUGAAACAUUAAAAUAUUUAAUUCUUAAAAAAACUGUGUUGGUAAAGUGAAAAAAAAAAACUAUCGGUUGCCCAAUAUAAUUUUGGAUGUUGCUUUAUUCAACGUAUAAUUAAUUCUAUGGAAAUUCUCGAAUGAAUAUUUUGGAAAAUGGCAUCCGACAAUGUUCCAGACAUUUCAGUACGUCAAAAUCUCGACGAUUGUUUUAUACCUGGAUGCACAGCUUAUGUUGGCUGUAAUGACGUUGCCUUUUUUAACAUGUCCUUUGGUGACUUGCCCCAUUGGUGGAAGGGUACAGCUUGGGCAGAAAAAUAUCAAACUGAAUUACCGAUAGAUGCCAAAAUUUGUGGAAUGCAUUUUGAAGAACGUUUCAUUGAUCGCAGUAAGAAAAAACCUCGCCUUAUAAUGGGAACAAUACCUACAUUACGAUUGGCUUUACUAGAAAAGGUGAUUGAGGAAAAUAAUUCUAAAGAAUAUUUCUGUCGCUUGUGCGCUAAGAAGAGUUCACAAAAAUUUAAUGGCAGACUAGACAAACUUCCAGGAUUGGAGACUAUAGUUGAAUAUUGCUUGGGAAUAUAUAAAAAUCAGCUAAGUCUUCCCAUGGGAGUAUGCGAUAAUUGUAUUCAAACUAUUGAUACAUUUUCUAAUUUUAUUAAAAAGUGUGAGAAAUCUCAAGCGUUGUUGCUGCAUACCAUGAAAAAUGAUGAGGAAAAGAUAACUAAAAAAGGAAAUAAAGCCUCUGCAACAGAUAAUAGGUUAUCCAUAGAAAGUGAUCGGGAACAAACACAUGUUGAAACGAAUGUGCAAAACACCAAGGAUUCUUUUUCGAAUAACUUUAAUAAUUCUAGUAAAAAGAAACCAGAUUGUCAUUCCUGCUCUGAUUGUGGAAAGCUAUUCAAGAACUCGAUGAAUUAUUCUAUUCAUUUGGAAACUAAUAAUGAAAAUGAAUUUAUGUGUCAAAUUUGUGAAAAAAAAUUUAUGCAGCGGAGUGAUCUUAAAUAUCAUUUACAAUUUGAACAUAACGAUAAUCAGUCUGGCUAUAAAAACACGAGUCCGAAAAAUGAUGGCAAUGAAUUAGACGCGGCUAAUAUUAAAUUAUUUCCAGACGAACACAAAUGUGCUCAAUGUGUUAAAACCUUUUCAUCGCCAGCGAACCUAAAAGUCCAUCUUUUAUCACAUAGUAUACCAAGAUUAAAGUGUGAUAUUUGCGGCGCAGUUUUCCGAACCAAACACAUGCAUAUGCAACACAUUAUUCGAGCACAUACUUUGGAAAUAAAAAAAAACAAGGAACAGGAUGCUCCACGCAAACGACGAAAGAAGGGGAUACAAUUAAUUCGUUUAGCAGAGGAAAAUUAGAAAAAAUAGGGUAGAUAAUAGCAACGAUUACAUUUCUCGUCACUCUAUUAUUGCAAUCAUUAAGCAAUGUGUACCUCUGCUCACGAAAUCCUAUGAAACAAAGUUUUUAACAAUUAAAAACAAAUAAAACUUAAAUCUAAAGAUUUUUAAAGUACAAGUUAUUGGAAUAGAACACCUAAAAAUAGAGUAUCAACCUCAAUCUUCGCCUCGAAUAUACUUGAAACUGAAAUCAGACGGCCUGUAGCUUCUUAUAUUUUAAAGAAAACGAUUUUAUUCAGUAAAUACAAUUCGUCAAUUAUGUCCUUGUUUAUAUCCAA